This is a messenger RNA of Rhododendron vialii, 2882 nucleotides long. RefSeq names its product type III polyketide synthase B. The transcript has 3 exons. Gene Ontology annotation, biological process: polyketide biosynthetic process. Lineage: Eukaryota; Viridiplantae; Streptophyta; Magnoliopsida; Ericales; Ericaceae. Gene Ontology annotation, molecular function: acyltransferase activity, transferring groups other than amino-acyl groups. The record is from RefSeq and is a predicted model, not a curated record. Bases 1280 to 2437 code for a protein of 385 amino acids.
UCAUUUUUUGCAGAUGAACGGGAAUCAUUGCUUGUAUCCUUCUAGGAGAUUAUAGCAUCCUUGAAACCAAAACCAGCCAACGUGAUUUAAUUCAUGAUUGAUUUAGGUUUGAUGUUGUGCUAGUUUAGAUCAACCAGAACCACUGGUACUGAUUGGACUCAUGAUUCGGCAAAUCUUCCUUUCUUCACUAGGAUAGAAUAUUUGGGCCAAGUUCCGCAAAGGUGUAUCACUGCUAUCCUUGAAUGCAUAACCCAGUAUCACCAGUCAUCACAACAGCCGAUCGAGAGCCAUUUGUUUGAGAAAUCAAAUCUAUUAAACUAGAUAUCUCCUUAGAAAACCAGCAAAUCCAUAAGUCUAGCUAUUAUUCCGAGUCCAGAAACAUGCCUUACGUGAAGCAUAAAACUUCAAAAACAAAAUACAAAAAGAUGAACUUCAAAACAAAAGAGUGGUCUGAAAGAGCGGACCCUUUUGCUUAAUAUAUAGUAUAGAUUGCUUUGCUUAUUUGCCGCGUAGUUAGUUAAUCAAAAAGCCAUUACUAAGCGUACUACUUUAUCGUGCAAGGGUUUUUCCGUUUUUCCCCUUUUGUAGCAACACACGUUGGGGUAGAGCCUAGUCUAGAGCUUGUGAUUAAAUUCAUUUUUGGACCUUGUCGAUACAUGUGUUAUCAUUUUAUGUACUUUUGCCAUAUGGGAGAGUAUCCUUGUCUACACACUGACAAUCACCUCACUGGUUAGUGUACCUCGACGGUCCUCGAGUUUAUAUCGCCAAUUAAGUUGAUGGAAGAUCAAGUUUUCCGGUGAUUUUUUCAUUGGCAGAGAACAGGAUGCGUAAACGAGAGGACUUGCUAACGUACCGAUUCAAAGACUAGAUCUAGCUCCUCAAUGACACAUUGAGUUUGUUUACCGAACGAUUUCUUUUGGUUUGGUUUUGAAGAGCUGAUUGUCUCCGUGUUGAAAUUAAAACUAUUUUGUCACGUUUGAUUGGAGUCUACAAACUCCAAACCAAACCUUUACCAGAACUGCAAAACCUUAUUCACAUAAUUCAUGCUUUCAAACAAACCCACCUUUAUCUUCUCAUAUGAAAUGAUAAACCCAUAAUUUCCUUUGUGCUUGCUUUUUUUGUGUUUAUUUAAAAAAAUGCAAUGGAGCUGUGUAUAUAUUGCGCACACCCUUUGCCUUUCUUCAUUGCAAAAGAGAGUGAGGACACAGAAUAUCAAUUCAACCUCCUCUCUUGAUUCUUGAUCACCAGAGAGAGAGAGAGAGAGAGAGAGAGAGAGAGAAUGAACGGGGAUUUGAAGAAGGCCACACCUGGCAAAGCUACAAUAUUAGCUCUAGGGAAGGCAUUCCCUCAGCAACUUGUGAUGCAAGAGUUUCUGGCUGAAGGGUACUUCACGAAUACCAACUGUGAUGAUCCCGAACUCAAGCAGAAGCUAACUCGACUCUGCAAAACAACCACAGUGAAAACAAGGUACGUGGUGAUGUCAGAAGAGAUCCUAAGGACAUAUCCUGAGCUUGCCAUUGAAGGCCUUCCCACUGUGACCCAAAGGCUAGAAAUCUGCAACAAGGCCGUCACUCAAAUGGCCAUUGAAGCCUCUCAAUCUUGCAUCAAGGACUGGGGCAGGCCCAUCUCGGAUAUAACCCACUUGGUCUAUGUUUCCUCGAGUGAGGCCCGGCUUCCUGCUGGUGACCUUUAUUUAGCCAAAGGGCUCGGGCUCAGCCCGAAAACUCAUCGGGUCAUGCUCUACUUCAUGGGCUGCUCUGGAGGCGUGGCUGGGCUUCGCGUUGCAAAGGACAUUGCUGAGAAUAACCCGGGUAGUCGAGUUUUGCUCGCAACUUCUGAAACAACCGUCAUUGGGUUCAAACCACCAAGCGCGGCAAGACCAUAUGAUCUAGUAGGGGCUGCACUUUUUGGGGACGGUGCCGGAGCUAUGAUAGUAGGCUCUGAUCCAGUUUCAAGCAUCGAAAGACCUCUUUUCGAGCUACACACGUCGAUUCAAAAUUUCUUGCCAGACAGUGAGAAAAUCAUUGACGGGCGACUCACGGAAGAGGGGAUAAGUUUCAAACUGGAUAAGGAACUGCCACAGAUAAUUGAGGACAACAUUGAGGGAUUUUGUGGGAAUCUAAUGGAGGUCAUUGGUUAUGGUGAAAAAGACUAUAACAAAAUGUUUUGGGCCGUCCAUCCGGGUGGGCCGGCGAUUUUGAACCGGUUGGAAAAGAGGAUGGGCCUGUCGCCGGAGAAACUCGGGCCGAGUCGGAGGGCUCUGGCUGAUUAUGGGAAUGCUAGUAGUAAUACCAUAGUGUAUGUGCUGGAAUAUAUGAUGGAGGAGAAGCUGAAAAGGAAGAAAGAAAAGGAAGAGAACAGUGAAUGGGGUUUGAUUCUGGCUUUUGGGCCUGGGAUCACUUUCGAGGGCAUUCUUGCUAGAAACCUCAUUGGCUGAGAAUUAUGCUGCAUUUUUACAUGUCAUUGCAAUUUGUUCUCUUCUGAUUUUCCUUUUGAAAACGUUGAUUAUUGCUUUCCCUUAACUUGAAAUGAAAUUGCUAUGAUUUGAAUGCCCAGAAUCUUCUGAUUACCUGAUUUGUAUAAAAAACAGAGAACUUCGGGGACAAUAGAUAUGAAUUGAAUUCUUGAGAAUACCAUUUUCACCUUUGGCCUUAGCUAGUUGGCCAGAAAUUGUGAUCACUAAAACUCAACCGUACCGUUCAUAGGGGGACCCGGGGACCCUGUAGUGACAAGCGAGAGAGGUGAAAUUUAAUUUUACUGAACAAACAUUUGCAGUAUUAUAAAACUAAACAUCCAAAUAUACAACAACUUGAGUUCAUAGACUGGUAAACCUUUCUAACACAAAACACUUUCACUAAAAUAUAUUACGACCACAAACAGAA